UCAGUGCAGAAAAGUUGAAUUUUUCGCGACAAAAACAAAAGCAUUUUCUACGGUAUCUUUUCGCUACGGUUCGUAGGUUGUAUAUUUGCCGAACGCACCACUCUCCGGCAAAGGCACGGAGAAUCGGGUAAAGUUUCAUUCGCUUGCCACCGCCCUACCUUCAUUCGCCAAACAUUCGCAAACACAGCUCACGGGCAUAGUGCGUGCAGUUGCCGAAAACUUAAAAUUAAGACGUAAUCUUCCGCUCGGGACAACAAAUCGGAUUAUUCUAUCGUAUCGUGCGACAGGGCGGACAGUGAAGGACACAUUGGAUUAGAGCACGUUACAAAGCUAGAUCGCUUUGCUCUACUGCAGUACGAACAAUCGUAUGCCCUGGUCUGUGUGUAUGUAACACAUUUCCUAACAUUUGACCUUGCCGUAAAGUAGCCGUCAAAAUUAGCGGAGAAACAAGAGUACGCAAAAUGUCCUUCAGUUCGGACUCACCGGAUGCGAAAAAGCCCUGCAAGGGUAUCCUCAAAUCCUCGAGCAGCUUCGACAAACAUUCGGCGGCAUCAUCGGUGCAUAGGAAAAGUGCCAAAUUUGAUGAGCUGAACGUGCUACAGACGUACCAUCCGCCGGAUAAAGAUUACGGUCACAUGAAGGUGGACGAACCGAAAACUCCCUUCAACUACGUGGAAGCGGCCGACGUCGAUCAACUGGACGCAGAAGUACUCGCGGAAAGAUUACGCGUUGCAGCAGACGCUCGCAGUGAUGCCGUAUCCGAGGAGGAGCUGGACGAUGACGACGAGGAGGAAGAAGAAGAACUCACGGAGGAGCAGAAAAAGCGUAAGCUAGAAUUCGAACGACGCCGCAAAGCACACUAUAACGAGUUCGAGGCAGUUAAGCUGGCCCGCAAACUUAUCGAAGAGGACGACGAGGAGGAGGAGGAAGAGCAGGCCGAUGAUGAUCCAAACAAAGCGGACGACGAGCCAAGUUCGAACAAUACGCGCCCAGCUGCUACAGAAGGGUCAUCCAGCACACCUGCCGGUAAGGGCGAAACGAGAAUGGAGAUCGAGGAAGAGGAAUCCGAUCGAAAUGCAAGCAACCGGGCGAAUAAGGUUGGCUCCGCCGAAAGUCCGACCGCACGAUUAAAACCAGGUAUGGAGGAAAUUGUUUAGGCGUGUGUGUGUGUAAGUAUCGUCAACCGUGUUGGUACCGUGUUGGUCGAGCGGGGCAGAAGGUGGAGGAGGAGGACGAAUGAAUGGGUGGCACCCAUUGUCACGGAUGGAAACAUUUACGCUUCCACAGCCGGAUCGCGUGCACACCGCCGUUUCCGGUGGGUCCGGUUUUUUACAAACCGUACGAUUGUCCAUAUAGACACACACACACACGCAUACACACAAACAAACA
Molecule: messenger RNA, 1389 nt
Organism: Anopheles moucheti
Lineage: Eukaryota; Metazoa; Arthropoda; Insecta; Diptera; Culicidae
Gene: I-2
Product: protein phosphatase inhibitor 2
Exons: 4
Coding region: 462-1157 (231 amino acids)
Biological process (GO): regulation of signal transduction
Molecular function (GO): protein phosphatase inhibitor activity
Source: RefSeq, a predicted model, not a curated record